Molecule: messenger RNA, 6444 nt
Organism: Mirounga angustirostris (Northern elephant seal)
Lineage: Eukaryota; Metazoa; Chordata; Mammalia; Carnivora; Phocidae
Gene: RNMT
Product: RNA guanine-7 methyltransferase
Exons: 11
Coding region: 171-1607 (478 amino acids)
Biological process (GO): adenylate cyclase-activating G protein-coupled receptor signaling pathway; 7-methylguanosine mRNA capping; regulation of metabolic process
Cellular component (GO): nucleus; plasma membrane; cytoplasm
Molecular function (GO): mRNA 5'-cap (guanine-N7-)-methyltransferase activity; melanocortin receptor activity
Source: RefSeq, a predicted model, not a curated record
UCGAGAGACCCUCCACUCGCAGCCGAGAGUGGAGACACGUGACCCGUCCACUCCCCGGAAGUGGCGUAACAACACACGCGUGGCGCCGACCGCCGCUUCCGCAAACAGUACCGUGGAUGGCUGUGUCGUGUUAGUUCAUGAAGUUUUACCAUCUAUUUAAGUAAUCAAAAAUGGAAAAUUCUGCAAAAGCAGAGGAGUGUGAAAAGAUCACUCUUGAAGAGGCAAAAGCAUCAAUAGAUUUGGAAACAGAGUCUUCAUUCAGUAUUAAUGAAAACACAACCACUCCUGGGACUGGGCUCUCUGAAAAGGCUCCUAUCUGUGGACAAGUAGACACACCAAAAAAGAGAAAAAUGGAAUUUGAAGAUGAUCUUAUAAAGGAAAGUUCUAGUUGUGGGGAGGAUACUCCAACCAAGAAAAGAAAACUUGAUGCUGAAAUUGUCUCAGAGGAAAAAGGUUCUGGUGAUGAUGAAGGCAUUUCAAGGAAAAGAAGAAUGGAAACUGAUGAUUUUCCAAAAGAUGAACCUUCUACUGGAGAUGGCACACAGAAAAAGAGAAAAAUAGAACUUGAAGAUGUUCCUGAAAAGCAAAAAAACUUAGAAGAGGGACAUAGUUCAGCAGUGGCUGCCCACUAUAAUGAACUACAAGAAGUUGGUUUGGAGAAGCGUAGCCAAAGUCGUAUUUUUUACCUAAGAAACUUUAAUAAUUGGAUGAAAAGCGUCCUCAUUGGGGAAUUUUUAGAAAAGGUACGACAGAAAAAAAAACGUGAUAUCACUGUUUUGGACCUGGGAUGUGGUAAAGGUGGAGAUUUGCUCAAGUGGAAAAAGGGAAGAAUUAACAAGCUAGUUUGUACAGAUAUUGCUGAUGUUUCUGUCAAACAGUGUCAGCAACGGUAUGAGGACAUGAAAAAUCGUUGUCGUGAUAACGAAUAUAUUUUCAAUGCAGAAUUUAUAACUGCUGAUUGUUCAAAGGAACUUUUGAUUAACAAAUUUCGUGACCCAGAAACGUGCUUUGACAUCUGCAGUUGUCAGUUUGUCUGUCAUUAUUCAUUUGAAUCCUAUGAGCAGGCUGACAUGAUGCUCAGAAAUGCUUGUGAGAGACUGAGCCCUGGAGGCUAUUUUAUUGGUACCACUCCCAAUAGCUUUGAACUGAUAAGACGCCUUGAAGCUUCGGAAACAGAAUCAUUUGGGAAUGAGAUAUAUACUGUGAAGUUUCAGAAGAAAGGAGAUUAUCCUUUAUUUGGCUGCAAAUAUGACUUCAACUUGGAAGGUGUUGUGGAUGUCCCUGAAUUCUUGGUCUAUUUUCCAUUGCUAAAUGAAAUGGCGAAGAAGUACAAUAUGAAACUAGUCUACAAAAAAACAUUUCUGGAAUUCUAUGAAGAAAAGAUUAAGAACAACGAAAAUAAAAUGCUGUUAAAACGAAUGCAGGCCCUGGAGCCAUAUCCAGCAAACGAGAACUCCAAACUUGCCUCCGAGAAGGUGGAUGACUAUGAACAUGCAGUAGAGUACAUGAAGAACAGUCAAGUAAGGUUACCUUUGGGAACCUUAAGUAAGUCAGAGUGGGAAGCCACAAGCAUUUACUUGGUUUUUGCAUUUGAGAAGCAGCAGUGAGCCAUAUACGCACCAGGACAGCUGUGUCCUGUCCUGUACAGAUUUGAAUGAUCCAUCCUAGAUUUGACAACUUUCUGUUUGUUUGUUUUAAUUAUUCUAAAUGUGCAGGAUGCUGCCGGAAGCUCCAGUGUAUAAAUUCAACAUUUGCUGUCUGUGACAGAUGAACUUUUGUGUGUGUAUAUAAGAAUGAGUUGGGACCUUUGUCUUUAAAAAUCUAUUUUUAAGUAAUGUUCUAAGAAUUCCAUUUGCUGCACUACUCUCUUAGUGCAUAAAAAUUAUAGUAUAACUUGUUAGAGCUGCUGAACUCUUCCACAGUGCUCUGAUUUGUUCAGUGUUUGUUUAUAGUAUUAAAUUCAUUGCAGUUGUAGAAUUGAUGAGGGAGCAUACUGGUUUGUGGGGGUUUGUGCUCAUUUCUGUAGUUUUGUCAUAUAGUAUUUUUCAAGAUUAAAUGGAUUGUGUUCUGUACAAUUGAAUGUGUUCAAUAUAUAUCACUAAAGUUGUAAGUUUAAAACAAAAUUUUAGAUGGCCAUGAAAGUUAUUUACCUAGAAUUUUAGCCAGUUAUUACAUUUCAUUAUAAAUACUAACUACUUUAUAUGCUAAUAUGAUCUAAUUCUGGAACUGGUUAGAAUGUUUUAUAUGCCAGCAUAAAAUUGUUUUGGAUUUUAGGGGCUUUAUCUUAAGAAUUUCCUUCCAUAGCAAUUAAUGUUUCUGGUUAUCAAGAAUGUAAUUAGACAGAUUUUCCUUUCUUCAUUGAACAAAAAUGCCAUAGUUGUUUUUCCACGAUUUAAUGAAAACCUGUCCCAUGCGAACCUGUUGCACAUUUUCCUCAGAUACAUGUAUGGAACUGCAACAGGAGGAUGAGACUAAAAGAAGCUGAAAAGCAGACUUCAGAUGAAUUCUCCCUGACAUUAGAUAGAGCUUACUGGCACUGUGUGCUGGGUAGAUCCUUUACUCCCCUUCAGCCCCGAGAGAAGCAGUUCCUGCUCUUCUAUUACAACAUCAUACUUUGUGCAGUAGGAUGCCGCAUCUCAUCACCACUCAGAAUUUGUAUUUGCCAUUUCAGAACUGUUAACCGUUUUUCAGCCCUGGCUUCUUGCUUGACUCCUCUUCCAAAACUGACACCUAGGUGAACUGUUGUCCUUACUUUACAUUACUGUUUAAAACACUUGCCAGUGUUUAGGUAUAGUGAAAAACUUACAAAGAACAAAGCAGAGCAAUUAUUGCAUAGUCUUCUAAAAAUCAUUUAUUUAUGCAUGGAUUUAAAAGACAUUACUUUCUGUAAUUAUCCAGAGUAUUUGUUUAAAAUGUGAGGUUUCUUAAUUUGUUUAUAUAUGUUGAUUAUUCAUGGUGUUAGAAUAAUAGACCUUUUAACAAGAGAACAUGGGUUACCUAAUUUCUGUUUCUUGUGCAACUUGUCAAUCUCCAAACUGUUACCAGUUUACAAAAAUUAAGUCUUUUUGCCUUAAUGGUGGUUUGCCAUGUCAUUUGGAGAAAUAAAUAAUAGUAUUUCUGACUAUGGUGGCUGCCGUUAGCUAACAAAGGUUUGGUAAUGGUGCUGGGCGGUAGGAAUGGUGAGCUCUUAGUGUUACAAACACAACCAGGUUAAUUUUAAUUCUGGGAGAAGUUCCAGAAAGUAUUUUGAUAGUUUGAUAGAGGAUGUGGCUUCUUUAUUAUUUCCUAUCAUCAUUUUCAUUUAAUGGUCUUAGCCAAUUUUAAGCAACUAAUAAAACAUUUUUAGACUCUUGCUCUUUCCACUCCAUGGAUGAUUUGUGGGAGAGAAGGAUCCCCUGAAGGAUGGAGUGAUUGGUGGUAAUACAGAGCAGAAAAGGAAGGUGGAGUCCCCCGGGGCCUUCACUGAAGGGGUAGAAAGGAGUAAAGGAAACCCAAGUGGACUGAGCCAAUGUCUUCGCUCGCAGUGAGUGAAACUGUUGUGUGUACAGAAGGCACAUGGAGCUGCACCCAGAGGAUGCAGAGUUCUGGCAUUGCCCUUGUGCUUGAGCUUUAUUGUUCUCUUAGCCACCUCUGUUCUUCACUCCCGGAUGCCUUCCUGCUGCAGCUAAGUGUCUGGGCAGUGACUCAGGAAGAACUUUAGGAAAAGGUGGAUCCUGCCCAUCACCAAGGUAAAAGCUGGGAGGAUACACACUCCCCCCCGCCCCCCCACCACCAUACCCACAGUCUCAGUGUUUGGGAAUUUUCCAUUCAAGACUUGUAACUGUUAUGAAGGGGGCAUGGCUCUUCACUAUCAGGUCAGUGAUGUGAAGUUUGUGGAAGUGAUUAUAGGCACUCCAGUUUGUCCUCUGAGGGUGAAAGUGAAGUGAAGAUCAAACCAGCCACUUGUGGAGAGGACACAACCUGCGGAUUGGGAGGAUUGGUCUGGGGACAUGGCUGGAUUGUGGUAUAACAAAGAACACUCAAGUUGAAUUCUUUGGGCCUAGAAUACACUAAAGGAGAGGCACCAUGUAGCCAUCAUGUUCAGGGAGACAAACUGGCAUCCAAAGGGGAGGUGUCCUAACCUGCACACCACGGCUGUCUGCAGGUAAUGACUGUUCUUCCAGUGCCCACUGAGCCUCUGGUUCCAGUGUGACUUUCCAGAGAAAUUUGCCUUCAGGAAGAGAAGGCAUUGAUUAGAGACUUUGACUUCUGUUAACUAAUGUGCAUAAUGACUAUGAAAGGUAGAUUACCAGUAGAGUUUCCUAGCUGACCCUAUCCCCAAACUUGAAAAUGGAGAUGUGAUUGCUGCCUAAAUUCAUGUUAAUAGCAUUAAUAGGGCAUCAGAGGUGUGCAAAGUGAUGGGGUUUGAGGCAGCGUGCAAUGUUGGUCAGCAGUGGAGAAGUAGAAAAAGCAUUGUCAGCUAUCAGAAGUCCAGAUCUCCAGUCACAUUAGCUCUUAUGGGGAUGUAUUCUUCAGUCUGUCUUAGCUUAACUGAUACUAUGUUAUUUUGCUAAGUCUUCAAGUAUCCUAGUGAAGAUGUGGUUUCUUGUGAGGUCUGCCAGUGUGAAUAUUCUAGCUACUGAAUAUUAUUUUUCACUGUUGAUAACUUUUUGUUGUCUACUUCAGGCUUUGUAUGUAUUGUGAGCCAGUUACUGCCAACGUCUCUGGGUCUUCAAAGUAAGGCCAGAUCCAGGGACCAGGGCUCUAUAAUAAUUGUACUGAAAUGCCUGUGGUAUUUACUGGCCCUUUGGUCAAAUAAAAAGCAUAGGUAUAUGAUGUUACCACCUCCCUAGUUGGUGUUAUGUCAAAUACUACAUAACUGAUGUUUCUUCAUUUCUUGCCCUCUGAUGGAGCAACAUUCCUGAUUCCUUGAAGGCAGUCAGUGUAGUGGCUCUUACACUUAUUUAUUUAGUGAUAUAUGUGACUAGGCUGGGGGACAGCCAGCUCUUCACCUUCUCAAUUUCUCUUCUGCUUCCAUGUAAUCCUGAAGCAUGGGCUCCUGUUCCUCACUGCAAUACUAAGCAAGUGUGGGACACCCAAAAGUACCCUCCUCAAUUUGGGAGACUUUUGGGUUAGCCCCACAGCCCUCUGCUCCCUAGAUUUAUCCUGGGCCAUGGUUCCUUGGGGACAGCAUACCUUGGAUACAGCCAGAUUGACAACAUUUAUUAAGCUCCUUAGAUCAGUUAUUUUCCUAAAUCUUUUAUAUGCGUUAAUUCAUUUUGAUCCUUAUAACUAUAUGAGCUAAGCACUGUUAUCCCUGUUUUAAUAAUGGAGCUCAGCACAGAGAGAGUACAAAGUUGCCCAAGGCAGGGCGAAGAUUUGAAUACCCAUAUCCCACAAGUUAGGCCUGCAAUCCAAUCUCAUGUUAUACCCCUCUUCUCACCCAUUCAUUACUCACAACUUGAUAUGUUAACUGGUUGGUGCUCCAACCUUCUGAUUCAAACUUUUGAUACUUAUUUUGGGGCGCCUGGGUGACUCAUUCAGUUAAGUGUCUCCCUUUAGCUCAAAUCAUGGUCCUGGGAUCCUGGGAUUGAGCCCUGUGUUGGGCUCCCUGCUCAGAGGGGAGCCUGCUUCUCCCUCUGCCCUUCCCCCCUGCUUAUGUACAUGCGUGUUCUCUCUCUCUCAAAUAAAAUCUUAAAAAAACCCCAAAACAACCUUUGAUACUUAAGUAUCCCCUGAGAGGAGCAUUUAUCUUGCAUAAGAGGCUUUGGGGCAGAGAGAGCAAGAGGACAUCUGACUGUACUUAGGGACCAAGGGUAAAAAGUAUCAACAGGCAGAAGGGCAAAGAUAGACUUGGACUUCACAUUUUGGUAGACCUGCUCCUUUAGCAACCAGUCCUAUAGCAAAUCUAGUUUAGUCUGCAUCUUAGGGGGUGGGGGGUGUUAGUCUGCAUCUUAGGGGGUGGGGGAUGGUUCUUUCCCCACCCUCACCAUUGGGAAAUACCAAGAGGUGGGAGCACAAGUGUGACUAUAGCCAAAGGGAGAGGCCAAGAGAGAAGGAAUCAUUUCUUCAGUCUGAGUUGAUUACCCAGGCAGAGGCAAAUCAUUUUGUUUUAACUUUUAAUUGAAGUAUAACACACACAGGUUGGUUUUUAACAAAUGGAACACAAAUACAGUCAUCACUUCAAUCAACAAACUAUUACCACCCCCUGCAGGAGCCCCCCUCAUGUUCUCUUUCACUUACUACCUCCCCAAGGGUAACCACUGUCUGACUUCUAAGAACAUAGAUUAGUUUUGUCUGUUUUUGGACAUAAUAUAAAUGGAAUCAAAUCGUAUGUAUUCUCUUGUAUCUGGCUUAUUUGCUGUACAUUAUGUUUGUAAGAUUUUUGUUGCAUGUAUUUGUACGUGGUUCCUUCUCAUGGCUGUAUAGUAUUCCAUUACAUAAAUAAACCAUAUAUUUAUCACA